Morone saxatilis (striped sea-bass) is the source of this 5012-nucleotide messenger RNA. RefSeq names its product A-kinase anchor protein 13-like. Gene Ontology annotation, cellular component: membrane; actin cytoskeleton. The transcript has 12 exons. Bases 1 to 2100 code for a protein of 699 amino acids. Gene Ontology annotation, biological process: adrenergic receptor signaling pathway; positive regulation of canonical NF-kappaB signal transduction; regulation of Rho protein signal transduction. The record is from RefSeq and is a predicted model, not a curated record. Lineage: Eukaryota; Metazoa; Chordata; Actinopteri; Moronidae. Gene Ontology annotation, molecular function: methyltransferase activity; MAP kinase scaffold activity; 2-oxoglutarate-dependent dioxygenase activity.
AUGGACCGGCCACAGACAGUGAGGUUUGGGACCCUAACAUCCACCACUCGGACACUGAGCACAGGUUCGCCUCAGGGCUGUGUGUUAAGCCCUUUCCUGUAUGCCCUAUACACAUACGACUGUGCCCCUCUCCACCACUCUAACAUCAUCGUCAAAUUUGCGGAUGACACAACAGUGGUGGGCCUCAUCUCUGGCGGUGAUGAGACAGCAUAUAGGGAGGAGGUCCAGAGGCUUGCAGCCUGGUGCUCAGCGAAUAACCUCCUGCUGAAUGCCAGCAAAACCAAGGAGAUGGUGAUGGACUGGAGGAGGAAGAGAGCUGACCCUGCCCCACUACAGAUAGAGGGCGACUGCGUGGAGAGAGUCUCCUCUUUUAAGUUUCUUGGGGUGCAUGUGGCUGACAACCUAACGUGGUCCACCAACACGUCAGCGGUAGUCGGAAAGGCCCAGCUGAGGCUACACUUCCUAAGACUGCUGAGGAAAUGUGACCUGGAUGUGCACCUGCUGCGUUCCUUCUACCGUUCCACCAUAGAGAGUGUGUUGACAUACUGCCUCACUAUAUGGUACCCAAGUUGCACGGCCAAGGACAGGAAAGCCCAGCCCCACUCUGCUAAGCACUGUGGACAAUCAUCAGUUGAGAAAGACGAGGAUGAGGGAGUUCCCAGUGAAACAGAAGAAGACAGAAGACAGCAGGACAACAGAGCAAAGGAGAUCCGAGAGCUUCUACGAAGGAAAGAUGAGCAAAUCAUCUCUUUAUUGGAGGAGAAGGUCCACAUCUUUAGAGACCUGAGUGACUAUGAUCCUGCCCUCAAUGAUACAAACCCACCAGUCAGGGAGCGGAUGUUAUUCAGGGCCACACCUGAUGAUGUCACAAAGGGGGAGCCAAUCAUAAAGGAUGCCCUGAGGGAAAUGGAGACCUUGCAUGCUUUAGUAAGCAGUUGUGUUGGUGGAGCAGGUUGCAGUGUUCCAGUUGGCCUUGCAGGGGGCAGUGUGGGACCAGUCUCUCUGCCCAGGAGAGCUGAGACUUUUGGAGGGUUUGACAGUCAUCAGAUGAACAGCAGCAAGAAUGGAGAGAAGGAAGAGGGAGAUGAAUUACUGGACCUCCGAAGGACUGAGUCAGACAGUGUGUUGAAGAAGGGAGCCACUGCCAGCCUUCAGAUGCUACUGAAAAGAAACAGUGAGGUCCAAAACAGUGUGACAAAUCUUCACGACCUGCUGAUUUCACUGCAGGCUGUGGUGGUCCAGCAGGACUCGUUCGUCGAGGACCAGCGGCAGGCCCUGAGCGACCGGCUCACCGCAAACUCCUCCAGACAUUCAUCCUCUUCCUCACUUUCUUCCUCUUCUUCCUCCCGCCCCUCCUCCCUCAUCGAGCAGGAGAAACACAGGAGUCUGGAGAGACAGCGACAGGAGGCAGCCAGCCUGCAGAAACAGCUGGCUGCACAUCAGGAAGAAAAGAGGAGGAGAGAGAAGGUAUGGGAGUUGAAAGAGAAAGGACUGGCAGAGCGGGAGGAGAGGCUGAGGGUGGAGGAGGAGGAGACCAGGAGGAGGGGUCAGGAGCUGAUGGAGGAGAGAGACACCCUGCAGAGGAAGAAAGAGGAGUACCAGAGAGACCUGGAAAAGCUGAGGGAGGCUCAGAGGAGACUGGAGAGAGACAAUGAGGCUCUGAGGAGAGACACAGAGAGACUGGAGGCUAUGAAGAGAGAUGAGUCGGAGCAGCUUCAGAGGUACCAGCGGACUCCCUCCACCACCUCUGAAGACUCCAUAAGAUUCCACAGCUCUGGGUCUUUGGAUCUGGAUUCAAAAGAAGCAGCAGAACAGCCAAAAGAGGUGGAGCUCUCAUCCUCUGCCCCGACCAAAGAACCUUUCCUCCGCAUUGGAUCCAAGAGGAUGGGCAAAAACUUUAACCCCUUCUCCUCCUCGUCCUCCUCUAAGCCUCAAGGAGCAGAGAAGGAGUCCCAGCUACCCACCAGACUGCUUCAGCUGGCCAAAUCCAAAGGGAAGAAAGACAAAAAGAAGAAGAAGGGGAAAGGGGGGGAGCAGACACAGAAAGAUAGUACAGUGAUGUUGGAUCAUCAGAAUGAUGGAGACAUCUUCUUCUGCUGAGGACCUGCACAUGAAAUUCUAACCAGACAACUGGACAGUGCAGCAAACAGGACCCAGAUUGUUCAUUAACUCUAUAUUUGGGAAUAAAAUGUAUCUUUGCUGACAGUCUGGCUUCUGGACACUGUCUCUGCCUUCUUGUCAGAUCAUCAGAGAGAGAAUCCAGCUGGGUUCACAGGCUGGUAGUCUAACUUUACCUGCUUGUGUCCCAGGUAAACAAAGGGAAAGACCUCUCAGAGACACCAGACGAAGUUAUGUGGAGCGGAUGAUUCAGUCAGGAGGACUUUAUUGACAAAUGUGCUAAGAAUGUUCUCUACAACCUUUCAUCAUUUAGAGAUGUGAUUGAAAGCCAAGGAGGAUCAAACGAGCAGUGUGAGGAACACAAGAGGAAAACAGAUUCUUGAUUUCUUCCAUCUCUCAAUCAGAGAUCAUGUGUUAGACAUGGUCUUUAAAGUCUUUAGAUUGUAAACUGUAACAAACCUAAGCUUUUACAUCGAACAAUCGUGAGUGCCAUUUUUGCAGAUGCUAACUUUGAAUGCUGUUAAAUCCUCAGUUUGUUAAUUGCCUUUUUUAAUGGAUAGUGACAGCUAAUGGUAGACAGGAAAGGGGGGCAGAGAGAGAAGGUAUGACAUGCAGCAAGGGCCGCAGGUCGGAUUCGAACCCUGGGCCGCUGCAGCAGCUUGGUACAUGGUCGCCAGCUCUACCAGGUGAGCUAACUGGGCGCCAACUCAAUGAACUUUUAAUCUAAUGUGUGAUUUCUAUGUCCCUACAAUGGCUUUACAUUUGUUUUUUAUCAGUCAAGCUGACAAACAAGACAUAAGAGAGUAACAGAUGCCACAUGACAGUGUUUGUAACAGUUACAAACCCUUUAGGCUACCAUUUCUUACUGUCAACAUUUUCUGCUGAGGUCAGUGUGCACAAAAAGGCUACAGACUUCCACACAAAAUCCAUCAAUGACACAUCAGCUAGCAGAGAGAAAUGGUUGAAUCUAUAGAAACAGGCAUGUCUCAUGGUCAAUGGUCAGGACACAAGACGAUAGUGAGAAUGCUCAGCAAAGACUCAGUGACGGAUAUGUCCCUGUCUCCAAGUGCAUGUUCAAAGCAGAUGUUUUCAAUCCUAAUGUUCCUAGAAAUGUAUAGUAUUGUUUUUUUGUAGGUGGUUAUCUCCAUCAGUCAUGAAAUGUACCAGUCAGUAUGGACAACAGAACUCAGUAUGAGCUAAAAUCUUUAAUUAUCAUUUAAUGUGACAAUCAAGGCAGUGUAAUUGUCACUGAAGCACAACAAGAUCAGGAAUACAAAAACUUCAACAACUUUAAAAAUGCACUUUACAUGAGAGAGUGAUGUUGUAUUUUACUGGUCUGUCAUUUCCUAAUAAUUUAAACAUUCAUUUAAUUAAAUUAAUAAUACAUUUUCAGUGACUUCGUACUAAUUACAGGGAGAAUCCUUGAAAGAUAAGUAAUUCUAAUUAAAUUAAAAUUAAUUGAUUAAUUAAUUAAUUAGUGUUCACUAUAAUUAGUAUCAAAUGACAGAUCCUUGUAGGAAAACUAGUAAAUGACAAGAAAAUGAUGUGGAAGUGACAGAACUGUAGAAUAAAGCAUUACCCAUAACAGCAGCAGCAGUAGUUAUGUUGUUGUGGGACUGGGUCAGAAUUCAAUAUUAUUGAAUAUAGACUUUACUGGAUUUAUAUUGAGAUGAUAUUAAGGUGUUAUUGUUUUUACAAACUUCUGAUCAGAAUUAAUGAUUCCAAGCACAUAUAAAUGAAACCUUCCAUUUAUGAGCAGUAGGUUAAAUGUUUUGAAAUUAAUCUGAAUCAGAAAAAGAUUACCAAAUUUAAAGAGAAAUGUAAGAUGUUACAAACCCUAUUAAUUUAUUACUUUUGUUGUGUGUAUUUAAUGUGUUGAAUCAGGAUAUUUUUAAUGAUUGACCUUUGUUCUUUUACAAAAUAACAAAAAAAAAUAUUUUGAAAUUCCUACAGAUAAAUGGUGGAUCACAUAUAGUGUAAAGCUAAUUGUAAAUAAACACCCUAAGAUUAACUAACUAAUUAAGCACACAGUACAAAUCUAUUCACCUUCUCGAAAGAAACCUUUUUAUCUUUCAACACUGUUCUACAUUUCAAGCAAAAGGCACAAAGGUUUGGGGUUGUGAUGUUUUCUUAGUGUAAAACACUGCAGUAGUGCCACCUGUUAGCAGCUAGUGUCCUGCUGUGAAGAGGGAGAUCAGUUUAAAUACCAAUUUAAAGUUUUUUUUGGUGGAUAGACAGGAGAGGGGGGUAGAGAGAGGGGAUGACACGCAGCACCCCCCCCCCAAAAAAAAAAAAAUUGUCCUUAAGUGGGUUUGAGUAAAAACACAUUUUACUGCAGUUUUCUUACGUGGAAAUAUAAUGCAAGGACAUUCUCAGUUGUCUUACUCUUGUACAGUUAAAUACAAAAUCAUAACAAACAUAACAAGCUAAAUCACAAACACAAUGUUUGAACAUAUAGUUUAUUGUUUUGAGGAGGAAAUGAAACCUGAAAUCAUACGUUUUGCUGAGAACUGAGCAUGCUUGGAGGCCUGGCUGUCAUCUCCUCCACAUUGUUCCCAUUCAGUACGCACUGUUUUCUAACACCAUUAAGACUUUUAUAAACUCACAUCCAACCUUACAGUUUUUGCACUGUGAGCUUUCUGACAUGUUUGUACUGAAGACAGAAGGUAAAAAGUUUAUUUUUUUCCUCUCAUUUUAUGUACAAAGGGCAAAGCAACAUAUUUUGUAAAUAUAUUUUAUGUACACAUUUGAACUUUAGUAUUGAUUGAUUGUGGAUUUUGUUUAGUUGGUACAUUUAAAAAAAUAAAUAAUGAAGCUUUAUUUAUCGGUCUUGUUCCUAUUUUUAAAAUGUACAGUAAUUUUUCUCUCUUCAUUAAAAAAUGCUGUUUGUCAUG